Molecule: messenger RNA, 432 nt
Organism: Striga asiatica
Lineage: Eukaryota; Viridiplantae; Streptophyta; Magnoliopsida; Lamiales; Orobanchaceae
Source: the annotation of a GenBank genome assembly
AUGGAAGUUAUAUGUAGUUCUUCUAUUUCAAUGAUUCUUGGUUUGUCCGAAAAUACCCCAAAGCCUCGCCCGUCGCCGAACUUGUCGAGAUUCGGAGCUUUCUAUAUUCUUCGAAAUCGAACGGCACGUAAAGCGGAGGGUUUUGACAAUCCACAAGCUCCGACAAGACUUCGACCUUCCCGAAAAUUGUCGUGUUCGUAUACCUUGCCGACAUCUCCAACGUUAACGACAAGACUUCCGGGCAGGGGAUCAACGGAAAUAAGCUCACCGGUUGAAUUAUCCACAGCCUCUAAGCCGUUAACAUCAUCAUCGUCGUGUAAUAUCGUGAAUAAUCCGGCGUCCGAGUGCAAGACGGCUCCGGUUUUGCCAACAGUUUCAGGGCUGGCAUAUGCCUCUUUGGAAAGGGCAACCAGACAAGCCAAGGCCUUCUAG